Molecule: messenger RNA, 1173 nt
Organism: Dibothriocephalus latus
Lineage: Eukaryota; Metazoa; Platyhelminthes; Cestoda; Diphyllobothriidea; Diphyllobothriidae
Source: the annotation of a GenBank genome assembly
AUGGUUCAUGGAAGUGCCCUUUUCUCUUCGUCUUCUUUGGCGGAUGAUGAACGGAAUAAUAUGCAUAUUCCCCUCCUCUGGCAGUCGAAUGUCACCUGUGAGAAACUCUGCUACGAGGUGUGGUUGCGCCUUCUAGAGCUAACACUGUGCCUCGAGGGUCGUCAGAUGCCAUUGGCACGCCUAGACGGCCUCCCCUGGAGUUUUCUGCAGACCAUACCUGGGGAGGGGGACGGCAGCGGGAACCCUGUUGCGCCUGAGGCAAUUCGCGCUGUUCUACAGGGUCCGGAGUGUUUGUGCCUCAAUGACCGUUUAGCAAAGCGACUUGCCACUGGUUCACGCCAUAGGGAGAAGCGGCGGCCAAAAGGACGUUGCGAACACGGGACAAACAUGAACAACCAAGAGGAAAAUCCCCAAGAGGAUGAGGAUCGGCGUUCGUUGUACAAGAGGCGGUCAAUCCAGCGGCAUUCCUAUGACAUCCGUAUUACCAGACCGGCAACUGCACCUCCAAAGUGUGCCUCAAUGAGUGAUCGUUGCGCGAACGCUGGUGACCUUCAGUGCACCGACAUCUCAAACCCUACCGUCAAGACAAAGGCAGCUGUGGCAGACGGCUCGGUAGCAACGGGUGCUACGCAUCCUGCAAACACCCGAGUGGACGCCAUGACAUCAUCUGAGGACGAAAAUUCGUCCAAAAUGGACUCCUUGGAGAGCGCAGGCGAUGCCUGUCCGUGGCUCCACCGAGCUGGUAGUCUCCAGGAGACAAACAAAGACAACCUUGAGGGCUGUCUAUUUGGACCUGAGGAUGAGGAAGAGAGGUGUAGAGGACAGUGGACGCACCCAAAACAAAUCACCACCCAGUCCGGUCCCUUCUAUCUUCCUAAAAGGGAUCUUGAUUUCUCAACUGGACAGUUGGGCGUCUAUUUCAUUAUAAUUUCAUCUUUGUCUCCAAUCACCGUCCCUGCUCUUGAGCACAUGGUGAACAUCAUCGAUGUUAAAACAACACACAAUCAGCACGAGAGUUUAAAUUACAAUGCCUGGUCGUGGGAAUUUUUCAAGGCUGAUGAGGUCAAGAUCAGGAACCAUGCCCCAGAGUGCAUGAGUGAUCAGAAGGGAGAAAACACGUCGAAUAGACGACCGAAGAUGCAAAAUUGCUCUGGGAACGUCAGCACCCAGUAA